Molecule: messenger RNA, 2424 nt
Organism: Blastomyces gilchristii SLH14081
Lineage: Eukaryota; Fungi; Ascomycota; Eurotiomycetes; Onygenales; Ajellomycetaceae
Exons: 2
Coding region: 259-681 (140 amino acids)
Cellular component (GO): nucleus; cytoplasm
Molecular function (GO): protein tyrosine phosphatase activity
Source: RefSeq, a predicted model, not a curated record
AGGUCAUAAAUCCAAACCAUGGUCAGAAGUUGAGCAUUGAUUUUCUAACCAUGUUCAUGUUCAACUUUCCUCUAACCGCGUUCACCGUUAUUUAGUUACUCCGUCGUUAGUCAUCUACAUUCAAAAAUCGCGUUUCUUACCUUACACUAGAAACAAAUAAAUGAAAAUACCUUCAUUCUUUUAGAUUUCUUCCUUAUCAUAGCGUUCAUCUACUGUUAAUUCCAUCGUUAUUCAUUGUCUCCCUCACUUUGCACAAUAAUGUCGCGCGUCACCAUCGCCAACCUACCCCGGAUGAGCCGCGAUACCCUCGCGGCCAUGCUACUCACGCCUACCAACGCCAAUACACUCGCGAUAGUAGAUGUACGGGAUUCAGAUCACGUCGGCGGCCACAUCUUCACUUCGACCUGGCAGCCGAGCGCGACUCUCGGCCGGCACAUGCCGGAGCUCAUCAACUCGCUACGCGACAAGGAGAAAGUCGUCUUCCACUGCGCGCUGAGCCAAGAGCGCGGUCCCUCUGCGGCACUCAAAUACAUACGAGAACGAGAACAAGUACUGGGGAAGGAAGAGAGUGCUAAGCAGACCGUGUUUGUUUUAGAUGGGGGCUUUGUCCGGUGGCAGGAAAAGUAUGGGGAGGAUCAACGGCUGACGCAGGGGUAUGUUAAGGAUAUUUGGGAGGAUUGAGGGGCCCUACACUAGAGGGAGGAUGUUGUAUUUUUUUAUUUUUAUUUUUAUUAUUUUUAAUUAUUUUUAAUUAUUAUUUUUAAUUUUUUACGCGAUAUACAACUGUUAUGCGACGUUUUAAUAUUUGGUUUCGUUUACACCCGCCUGGAGGCUCGCGAUGCGAAUCGUCAACUGCGGAACUUCGGCCACGAUAGGCACUGGACGAUGAUCAAUGGUUUAAAAAAAAGAAUAAACGCGGAAGAAGACUACCUUCAUUUCUAGCCCGCACAGGUUUGCCAAAACAUCUUCAUUCCUUAGUAUACGUCCCUAACAGCGAUUAUUCGAAGACUGGGUUGAAAUAGUAUUAACCGGCGGCCAAGACAAGCUCGACAUGAGCCAUUCCAACAACGGAUGCUGUUUCUUCCUCCAAUCAUUCUAUAGAGAACUUCGUGGCUUCCUAUACAACAAGCUCUGAUAGAUGAUAGGAUCUUUGAAAAUACAAGAUUUCUCAUGAUAAUUGGAAUUGGUUAGUUAUUCCAGCAUGAGGGAAAUACUCAAUACGAUACCCAUCUUUGCCGCCCCUAUUCGUCCAAAAACCCAGAGAUCCAGCAUUAAAAUACAUCAAGGAUAUAUAAUACAUACGAAAUUACAUAUAUAAAUACAAACCAAACCCUCCAAAAAGGUUUACCUUACCCUAAAACACUCCCUCCGAACCCAACAGGCCUCCGCUUCCCCCCACUCUCUGGCACAAUAGCCAAAGCCUUAUAUAGUCUCCCCAUGCCCCCCCCCCCUCUCUCCACCAAGCGCUUCCACCCACUCUCAAUCCGCUUCCUCUUCUCCUCAUCGCCCUCCCCUUCCACCUUCUUCAGCAACUGUGCCGCCCUCUCCGAAAUCCCCAAGGCUUCUAAAAACGCCCCUUGUUCCGUCGGCCCAUACACCUCCACGCCGGGACUAGCAUCAAUCGCCGCCUCCGCCAGCGCCGUGAAAUCCACAUCGGCGCUAACGUCAACCUGGCCGGGAGCGGCAAAGGGGGAAACGAGCUGAUGUUUCCGGAUGCCGCGGAGGGAGUUUAUGGGAAUUGUAGAGGUGGUGCCGUAGUCGAGGAUAAGAGCGGCGCCGGAAGGGACUUUAUUCUUCUUCGCGUCCGUGGCCGCUGGGGAGGAUGGGGAGGUAAACGCACCUCCUAUCCGCUUUGCGAUGUCUUGGACGCACGUUUGGCUUUCCGGGCUGAUCUCGAUUGUGGACCCUGGAGUUGAUUUUAGGGCCUUGUACCGGGGCGACAUUUCGGGGAGGAUGAGGGAGGACGGUGUGGAUGCCUUGGCGAGUGAAAGGCGGAAUUCGGGCUCCUUGCUGCUUUUCACUUCUGGCGUUUCUGGGUUGGGCGAGACAACGAGUUCUCUCCAUUGGGUGGUAGUGGAGGAAGAGGGAGCGGACGAUUGGUGGAGAGUGAUAGGACCAGUGGGCGAGUUAAUGGUCUGGGGCUGAGAUGGUACUUCUACAGAUUGGAAGGCGUGUAUGGGUAGGGCGUCGAAGAAUUCGUGGGCGAAAAUGAAGGGGGUUUUAUCGGGUUCUAGAUGUAUGAUAGGCGAGAGGAAUAAUCAAUUAUGCUCACAAACAUCUAUAGAUAUGCCAUGGGGUCGAGCAGGAAAUAUAUACUUACCAUCUGGGAGGAAACUGAUAUGCUCUGCCCAAACAAUCGGGACACCCAGAUGUAUACUCUUGCUCUUAUACCCAGCCUCAACCUCCUCCAUAGGUGCAUCUCCG